GCAUGCGCGCGCCCUCUUCGUUUCGCGCGCUCGUAAAUACGCAUGGCUGCCACAGAGGAGGCCACCAUGGAUGCACACCAUAGCAACCGUGUGCCAUGAAUUGAAAAUUUGUUUAUCCGGAAAAAUCGUACAUGGUUUUGUGUUUUCAUGGUGUCCUUCUAGUGGAAAUCAAGUUCAGUUAAUCGUUUCAUUUAUCAAAAUGACCCAACCGUACGUGAUCCGGGUGAUGGAGGAGAUGGGCUGGGGAUCGGACGGUGGUUUCAUUCCGAUCGCCAACGCCGAGAACAAACAACUGCUGGACUAUGUGAAUCGGCUGGGUGACCGGAAAACGGAUGGUUCCGGCAAGGUGCAGAUCAGUGACCAGCGGUUGUUCAAUCUGCAGGCGCAUCUGAAGAGCGCCCAGGUUGAGUUCGAUCAGAAUCUGCAGCUGCUGAGUGAGGACAAGGCUCAGAUCGAUACGGAACACGGGCUGCUGAAGCUGUCGGAGAACGAUGGCGGCAAGCUGCGGAAGCUUUCGAAGGAGGUGCAGUACCAGAAGGAGGAACUGCAGAGGCACGAUCAGCGGUCGCAAAAGGAAAUGAAGAAGCUCACCGCCAACAUGGAACGCUUCACCGAGCGUAUCAAAUGGGCCAAGGCAGCACUAGCCGAAUGGAAACAGGUAAUGGGAAACGGCGAAGAGACGAACAAGCUAAUAGAAAAGUACUGCAAGCUGGACACCGGACGGGCGGACACCCUGGAGGCGAAACGAAAGAUCCUGGAAGACAAGGUAUCCAAGAGGCGAACGAUCCUGGUAACACUGGCCGAGGAGUACCGUUCGUUGGAGCAGGUUCUGGAACGAACCUCCCAACUGUACCGCCAGGCGCACUCCGAACGUCGACAGCUGGUGCUGAAGUGGAAGGAAGCCGUGAAGCAUAUGAAUCAACGCGAGGACGAUAUCAAGGUGGUCGAGACGGAGAUCGAGAAGGCACGGGAAAUAAGCGGUAUGCUGAAUGAUGACCUGCAAGCGCAAGUGGAAUUCUUGGAGGAACAGCAACGGAACAACAAGGAAAUUGAGCUGGGCAUUGCCGAGUUGAACGUGGAGGUGUCGAAGCUUAGAAAUCGCCUGAAUGCACUGACGGAUAGCGUGCAGCUAAAGACAAACGAGUAUCAGAUAACGCGGAAAGCGGUGCAGAAUGUGUCCAACAAGUUGACGGGGAUGCGUAACAAAAAUCGUCAGGCAUUGAUGGAGGAAGCUGAGAAGGAGAAGCAAAUUCAUACCAAUCUGAGCCAACUGGAAGAGUUGAGGGAAAAGUUUGAAAACUUCAGAAGCAAGACGCUGUGUGCGCAAGAGAGAUUGAGACAGUUGAAUGAAAUUGUCGAGCAGGAGGAGAAGCAGAUGAAAGUGUUGGGCGAUGAGACGGCUCGCCUGGCGACUGCACUGUAUCGGGCGCAAACGCAGCUGGUGACAAUGAAGGACGAAGAUAAACUGCUGAAAAUUGAGAUUCAUUCAAUGGAAUCGGGAAUUGGAAAGAUCAGGGCGGCAAUGAAGACGCAAGAAAAGGAGAUCAUCCGGCAGACAGAGAUUUCGUACAGCGUGGAUUACAACAUGGAGACGAUAGAGAAGCGAAUUGCGAACAUGAAAGGGGAAGAUAAGCAGGAAGGAGCAAACCGGGCGCACGCUAAGCUGGUACAAGCGGAGGCGAUUUAUCAUGCCAGGAUGCAGAAUCAUUCGCUGCUGCAGGCGCAGAUCGCGAAGAUUCAGAUUGAUUUUCGAAAUAUGAACGCAGUGUAUCAGCAGGAUUGCAUUGAGAUUGAGAGAAUGAUUGGGAAACUGAAGGAGAAAUCGUUGAUGGUGGAGGGAGGAGAGAAAAAACUGAGACAGUGUACGACGGAGAAUCAGGAGCGAUUGGUGGAGAAGAGUUUGCUGAAAAUGCGCAUCAAUCAGAUGGAGCAGAUGGUGAAUAAACAGAAUGAUAAGAUGUAUACGUUGGACCGCCAUCGAAUGGAGCUGGAGACGGCUAUCAAUGAGAGAUUGAUCGACAUCAAUUCGCAGAAGGAUAUGUUGAUGUUGAAGAAGAAAUAUCUACAUGAUGAGCGAGCACAGCUUAAGGCGGAUAUCAGCGAAAGAAUGUUGAAGAUCGAGCAGCUGAAGAAUCGGUAUGAAUUAUCGCUGGAUCUGCUGGGUAAGAAUGAUGAUGGGACGAUCGUGACGGCUACUCAGAUCAAGAUCCAGAAUGCACAGGAGAAGUACAUGCUGCUGAGGGAAGGUAGUGAGUUGAAUGUGAAGAUUCUAAGAGCUGAGGAAGACCUGAAGGCUCUGGAGAACACAUUGAAGCUGAUGAACUUCUCGAACGAAACCUAUAAGCGUGGUUUCCAGAAGGUAGAUGAAGAUAAUCCGGAUAUUCAGCAGAUGAAUCACAUUCAAAAUGAUUAUUGUAAGGCUUUGUCCGCGUUGAAGAGUGUAAGGACUGACUUGGCGUUUAAUACGGAAAAUCUGCACAAUUUGAACGAAGAACGCGAGGAAAGUGAUAAAGGACUGGAGGCGACUACAAAAGUGCGACUCGAUAACAAUGAUGUACUGUUGAAGAUUCAGAAGGAACUGCUUGAUCAGAAGACGAAGAUUCAACGCGCAGAACGGGAACUUCGUUUGGCCAUAAAGGCUGCCAAGGCGAAAACCAAUGACGAAUAUUUGCUGGCCACGUUCCAGAAAGAUUUGAACCUAAAGGAGCUGGAAGAGCGCAACAAUAUGGCGCUGCACCAGAUAGCCGAUUUGAUCGAGAUAUUCCAGGAAAUGAAUCCUACGGUGAACAAGUAUUUCUACGAUAAGGGCUUACGUCUGCCGGUGGUGCGUCGGGCGAAGAGUCAGAUAUCGUGGCGAAGCGAAAACUCACCCGCUUCGGACUACAGUCGCGGCGACGAUACGGGCUCGUCCAAACCAGUAUCGAAAAUGUCUAUGUGCUCGACAUCAACGCGUUCGUCCGAUUCGUCCGAGAAUAUCGCCAAAUCGUUCGAUAACCGUAUGAGCGCUGGCCUCUCGGUGAUACUGAUCGAUUUCCCUGGAGCCAGUGGCCAUAAGAAGUCGCAAGGGACGAUGAAGAAGUAGACGGAGGAAGGACGUUCUUUCAACUUCUACCGAGUUGGAUACCAACAUUAGGCUCAUGUCACUUGUUGAUUGACGAUCAUCAUCAAAUUUAUUUUCCUGGCGUUUAUAUAAUAAUAUUGUGGUUUUGUAUUCACUGUCCGUAAUUGGUAAAAACUACAAAUAUCAUCAAAUUUUGCAUAGUUCGUUUGAUAAUUCUUAGCGUGAAUUCGUAAAAGGUAAAAAAAAAUAAGAGAUUGAACAUUUACUUUGUUUGUGUGUGUGAGUUCGAAUGAACUGUAAAUGAUUCACGAUUUUCUUCCAGUGAUUCCAACGCUAAAUAUUCCGCUAAAUCUUACGUAAUAGUUAGCUAUAUACGGAAGGGUAAAUAAUGACCCCCAUUUUAUUCUGUACGAGUCCUAGUCAUUCAGCAUGAAUUCGAGCAAACAUUACGCCGCGAUCGCUUGAAUAAAUCACCUUAUCUUGUCAUACUGCAAUUUGUUUUUUUUUUCUCUCAUAAUAUUAUCACUAACUUCGUUUUGCAUUGAGUGUGUCUCUCGCUCCGACUGAUUCGAUUUUAUAGUUCCCCUCUUAUGACUGAUUUUAAUUUUCUGUACAAUGACUAAUACGACGAAGUACCAAAGUUAUCACUUUAUUUAUAAAUGCAUGCAUGCGUAAACGGUUCACUGGAUAUUUUUUUUU
Molecule: messenger RNA, 3760 nt
Organism: Ochlerotatus camptorhynchus
Lineage: Eukaryota; Metazoa; Arthropoda; Insecta; Diptera; Culicidae
Gene: Ccdc39
Product: Coiled-coil domain containing protein 39
Exons: 3
Coding region: 71-3082 (1003 amino acids)
Biological process (GO): inner dynein arm assembly; epithelial cilium movement involved in determination of left/right asymmetry; cilium-dependent cell motility
Cellular component (GO): axoneme
Source: RefSeq, a predicted model, not a curated record